CAGUUCACAGUUUGGCAAGCUGGACAAUUUGAAAACGGAAAUAGAAGCUAUCGGAAUGUCGGAACCGGCACCUGCCAAUAGUGCCUUCAAUCCAGAGACUGACAGCCUGCACGCGUCCAUGAGGCCCAUCAUCGUGUUGGCCCAAUGCUUUUCCUUGUUUCCUGUAUCCGGUGUUAAUACUCCUGAUGCGUCCUAUCUGAGGUUCACUUGGCGCAGUCCGAAGUUUAUAUAUUGUGCAAUUUCCUUUCUUGCCUCGUCAAUGAUGACCAUUUGCAACAUUUUGAGGCUAACAUACUGCAAAAUAAAUUCCACAAAAAUGACCACGUUCGUUUUCAAUGGAACGAAUUUGAUCGCCUCCUUCCUGUUCCUAAAAUUGGCUAUGCAAUGGCCAUCUUUGAUGUUAACCUGGGAGAAAGUCGAGAAAGAGCUUUCACAUAGACAUAGAAAAAUUUCGAAAACUAGUUUAUCCACGAAGUUCAAGAUUGUGACUGUGGUGGUGAUGACGUUUGCAUUGAUCGAACACAGUUUUUCGAUACUCCACGGUUACAUGAAAGCUAAAGAGUGUGCUGAACAUCGAGGGGACACGAAUAUCAUUGGCGUAUAUUUUCAGCUGCAAUUUCCACAGAUAUUCGAGUACACGACUGAGUACAGUUUAUGGAAAGGGAUAUUAGUGGACGUCAUUAACAUCCUCAGUACCUUCUCGUGGAAUUUUGUCGACUUGUUCCUUAUUCUUAUUAGCAUCGCUUUGACGGACCAAUUUCGACAACUGAAUAGUCGCUUGUAUUCCAUAAGAGGCAAGGCAAUGCCGGAAUGGUGGUGGGCCGAGGCAAGGAGCGACUACAACCACUUGGCAUCCUUGACGAGGCAACUGGACACCCAUAUCUCGAUUAUGGUUCUCCUUUCUUUCGCCACCGAUCUGUAUUUCAUCUGCAUACAACUACUGUUCUCUUUCAAUCCUAUGCAAGACACUAGUGAGAUACUAUACUUCGGCUUCUCCUUUGGAUUCCUAUUAACCAGGACGACUGUGGUCUCUCUAUGUGCCGCAUCGAUUCACGAUGAGUCCCUACUUCCGGCACCGGUGCUCUACAGCGUCUCCGGAAGCAGUUACUCCACGGAAGUAAUGAGAUUCUUAUCGCAAGUAACAACGGACAAUAUCUGCCUGACUGGAAUGAAAUUCUUCUCAGUGACCAGGAGCCUCGUAUUAACUGUAGCGGGAACUAUAGUCACAUACGAAUUGGUCCUGGUCCAAUUCAACGCUAAUCAACAAAAUGACGUGACGAAUAGUACGGCCGCGUGCGAGGUGAAGUAA
Eufriesea mexicana is the source of this 1309-nucleotide messenger RNA. Its product is annotated as gustatory receptor for sugar taste 64f. The record is from RefSeq and is a predicted model, not a curated record. The transcript is spliced from 10 exons. The coding region runs from base 56 to 1309 and encodes 417 amino acids. Gene Ontology annotation, biological process: sensory perception of sweet taste; detection of chemical stimulus involved in sensory perception of taste. Gene Ontology annotation, cellular component: membrane. Gene Ontology annotation, molecular function: sweet taste receptor activity. Lineage: Eukaryota; Metazoa; Arthropoda; Insecta; Hymenoptera; Apidae.